UUAUUGUACUUUUUCCCAUAUUUUCCUUACUGGGUUUGUAAUCCACUAUCUUUUAUUUCAUGUUUUUAGGACCUAAAAUAUUUAGUGAUUUAUAGACCAGUAGGAGAACUUUAAAAUCAAUUCUAAAGCUGACUAGAAGCCAAUGUAAAGACUUUAGAAUUGGCUUUGUUCUGGUCAUAACCCGAGCUGCAGCAUUCUGAACGAGCUGUUUAAAAGCAUCAUGUUAGAGGUCAAAACUACUGUGGUAAUUGUUCUCCCGCCUUUUUCGGUUUCCUGUGUCACUGCAAAAAGGAGAUAAGUUGCUUUACGGUUGGGUGACUCCUUAUUAACUGACAGCAGAAGCAACAGUUCUCGCACACGUUCACUGUGAUAAAAGUGUUAAGGAAAGAAGCAUUAGUGAUGGUUCUGAAGGUGUUCUUCCCUCAAUGCUGCAACCUCGCAGCCAGCGGUCUGCUGGUGGGACGAUGGAUCCCCCAUCAUGACUCUGCCGUGGUGCUGGCCGUCAUCCACUACCCGUUCAUACCCAGCCACGUCAAAAGAUACAUACAACAGAUGGCGGCUCAGAGUCGCGUGGAUCUGUCCGUGUUGGGCUCAUGGAGUUUGCCUCAGGAUGGCCAGGAGGGCAUGGAGAGCUUUCUGAGGGAUCUGAGCACCAUGUUCCCCAGGCAGCGCUGGCUGCAAAUCAGCCGGCGCCUGGGCCAUAAAGGCUUUACCUGCUGCCUGCUCGGAAGCACUUGGCCACCAAAAGAGGUGAACAACAGUGAGCAAGAGAAUGUGGAUGAAGAGGAGAAGGUGAUUUUUGUCCACUACGAGCAGAGGAAGGUGAUGUUGUCACAGCUUCAUCCCAUCCAGAAUGGCUUCCCACAGUCUCAAGAUGAUACGCUGUCCGAGUUGAGACAGGUGUUUCACACAGUGUCUAGCAGUGGUCCCCUGUUCUUCCUGGACAAGUACGACGAUGGUCCUUUGAAGUCCACCCACUGGCAGUCUGAGGGUCGUGAAGGCAGCAUCAUCGUUGAGAUCCUCAAACAGGCUUCUGUACCUGUCUGCAUUGUACUCAGCCGGAUCCUGGCUUUGUGGACAUGGAUCUGCAGCAUGCGGGUCUUCUGUGUUUUCCCGCUGCCCUUCCUCUGGUCCAAGUUGUCAUCCUGUGUACAGCUGAGCUACAGGAGCCAACACCUCAAAGCACUUAGCUCCCAAAAAACAGCUGACAAUCACAUGCAAUUUAUCAGAAAAGCCAACGUAUUUGUGUCAUUUCUGGUGGACAUCGGUCUGGGUCUGUUCCUGGCCUCCUGGCUCUACAAAGACAACAAUAUUAGCAUGAUUGCUAACAUGCUAGUGCCUGCCGCAGAUCAUGUUGCUAAGGAGCUGGUGGAUUUGCUCCAGUGGUUAAUGGGGGCUCCAGCUGGGUUGAAGAUGAACCGGGCCCUGGACCAGGUGCUGGGCCGGUUUUUCCUCUAUCACAUCCACCUGUGGAUCAAUUACGUGCACCUGCUUUCUCCAUUCAUGGAGUCCAUCCUGUGGUACGGCGGCCUGUCAGCGUGCCUUGGUUUGUCCUUUGCGCUGUCUUUGCUGUCCGACGUGGUGGCGUUCCUCACCUUCCACAUCUACUGCUUCUACGUCUACGGUGCCAGACUGUAUUGCCUGAAGAUCUACGGCCUCUCUUCACUAUGGAGGCUCUUUAGGGGCAAGAAGUGGAACGUCCUAAGGCAAAGAGUCGACUCCUGCUCCUAUGAUCUGGACCAGCUCUUCAUUGGUACACUGCUUUUUACCAUCCUUCUCUUCCUGCUGCCCACCACAGCACUCUACUACUUGGUCUUCACAUUGUUGCGUCUUGUGAUCAUUAUGUUCCAGGGCGUUAUCCACCUUAGUGUAGAUUUCCUCAACUCCUUCCCAAUUUUUGCCAUUGGCCUUCGCGUGUGUCGCCCCUACAGACUUGCAGAGGGUGUGAGGUUCAGGGUAUUGAGUGAGGAGCCUGGAUCUGCUCUUCACUUGCUCAUGGAGAUUAAUCCAAUGAAGAGCAGUGCGGUGGUUCACACAUACCGCACACCCACCUACAGCUGCUACCCCAAAGACUCAUGGGGUGCCCUGAUCAAGAAGCUCUUUGUCGGAGAGCUCAUCUACCCAUGGACGUACAAGAGUGCCAAGGGCCACGCCGCCAAGGCCGAGUGACUGACUGAGGAGGAGGAAGGAAGAACAUGAAAUUAAUAAGUCAUGAAAUGGAAACAGAUGGAGGCGAGCGAGAGGAAAUGGAAAACAAAAGUGGUAGCCAUACUAAGAUGCUGCCCAGUCACCACAGCGAUCAGUUAUCCAAGCCGUUAAUGACUUGGAAAGGGACCAAUCGUGUAAUCAGCGACACUCACUACUAAUGAAAUUUGAAGCAUAAACACUCCACACUGACCUCCUAAAACUGAAAUAUUUUGUGGUAAAGAUUUAGCCUUCCUUUAAGAUGAAGUUAAAGGUGUAUCAUUUCGAAAACAAUUUUCUGAUGUUAUUUAUUCACCGUUAAGUUAAAUAUGUUUUAAUGCUGCAAUUGUUGCAGGUAAUUUAAUGUAGUGAGCUGUAGAAUGACUAGUUUAUACUAAAUUGCAAUAAAUAGUUGAAAAAAAUAUCUGUUAUAAAGAACUCAAUUGUGGAUGCACUUAACUCCCUUGAAAUUUGGUGUCUUGUAAAGGUUGUUUAAAGCCACCAUGAGUUAAGGGUCACAUAAGGUCAAUCUCAAAUAAUAUAGUAGGUGUAUUUUUUUUAACUUUUAUAUAUUUUUAUUAUUACAACUCAGUCUUUGUGUUAGUUUAAACCAUAUGGACCAAACUGGACAAGCUCUGAUUUUCUUUGAUAUAAUAAUGUAUGUCGUGUUAAGUGUUUUUUUUCUCUUAUCCCUCUAAUGUUAUUGCGGUCUUAGCAAAGAAUGUCUUAUUUGUGACUGAUUUGUACUCAUUUUUACUAAUUUUUCCUUGAUGUGCUUAUCUUGAGUCUUUGCCAAUAAAUACAAGUCAUGCUAAUAUGAUUAAA
Syngnathoides biaculeatus (alligator pipefish) is the source of this 3009-nucleotide messenger RNA. RefSeq names its product phosphatidylinositol glycan anchor biosynthesis, class Q (gene pigq). The record is from RefSeq and is a predicted model, not a curated record. Gene Ontology annotation, cellular component: endoplasmic reticulum; membrane. Bases 400 to 2169 code for a protein of 589 amino acids. Gene Ontology annotation, biological process: GPI anchor biosynthetic process. The transcript has 13 exons. NCBI's taxonomy places the organism in Eukaryota, Metazoa, Chordata, Actinopteri, Syngnathiformes, Syngnathidae.